Clupea harengus (Atlantic herring) is the source of this 4315-nucleotide messenger RNA. RefSeq names its product death domain associated protein (gene daxx). Gene Ontology annotation, molecular function: transcription coactivator activity; histone binding; transcription corepressor activity. Gene Ontology annotation, biological process: nucleosome assembly; regulation of apoptotic process; negative regulation of DNA-templated transcription. Gene Ontology annotation, cellular component: PML body; nucleus. The record is from RefSeq and is a predicted model, not a curated record. Lineage: Eukaryota; Metazoa; Chordata; Actinopteri; Clupeiformes; Clupeidae.
UGUAUGGCCCAUUAGUUGUGUGCAACGACUCAUGAACAGUAACCUAAUCGGUAUUUAAAUUAUAUUAAAUGUAUGAUAACUUAUUUGUUAUUGCUAUCCUCUACUUUACCCCGGAGGCUGGAGUUCAUUGUCUUUGUAGCCUUGCUAGCACAAUGACUAGCAAGCUAGGGUAAUGUUAGCUUGAUAAACAAGCCAUCGCUAAGUAUUAUGAAGAGAAAUUUAGAUUAACUGGUUAAGUGUUGUGCCGAUCGUUCUAUGAAUCUUGGCGGUAGUGCUAGGUAUCAUGUGCUGCUCAGUACCAACAAUGUCAUACCAAUAUAACAACUAUCCUAGGAUAGCUAUCUUAGCCAUAUAAUAUUAGCAAGUAACGCAAACAUUAUCUAUGUUAUUUCUAUGCGAUUGAAAUAUGACAGACAAAAAACAACGGAUAUAAACAUUCUGUCGUCAGCUGCGAAGAGCGGGAAAACCUCAAUUUUAACUAUUAUCUUAGCCAUAUCAUAUUAGCAAGUAAUGCUAACAUUAGCCUAUUUCAAAACCCACCAGGACUCACUUCAAGUGGUAUUUUCAGUUUACGUCAAAUAUGUCUUCUUCUCCUGCGGUUCUCUUGGUGCCGUUUAUGAGUUUCAAACCAGGCAUUAAUGGCGACGCAGUGAUUGUAAGUUAGGUUAGCAUAAAGGUUGACAGCUGUUCAGUGUAUAUGUUACACCUACCUCAGGAUAACCUGUAAAAUAUUGUGUUCUUGUGCUAUAAUCGGGGACCAUUGUCCAGUGUUUAACCAUGUUUUGAUAUCUCUUCAGUAAACUCCCUCUUUGGCAAUGGACAGCAUUAUAAUCCUGGAUGACGAUGAGGAAGAAGAAAAGUCUGAACCGUCAUCCUCCAUUUCCCCACGUUCAUCGGCCUUCAAACCCAGCAAAAAUGUCCAGGCCCCCACACACAUCACCCAGUCACCCUUUGCCUCUGCGAAAAAAGACAGUCAUGUCCUGCAGAAAGAGAAUGAGACGCUAUUCGCGGAGUUUGUGGAACAUUGCAAGCCCCAUACCACAGACUGCUCUGAGGUUCUGACCUUCCUGCAAUCCAGACACACUAAGGCCUCACCAGAUUUCUUGUCUUCUGUUGAGUUCCGGAACACUUUGGGCCGCUGUCUGACCAAGGCCCAGGCCAGCACGGCCAAGACAUUUGUCUACAUCAACGAGCUGUGCACAGUUCUGAAGCAGCACUCGACCAAGAGGCGGACAACCGCUCACACACUCCCUCCUGCAGAGGAAAAGACACAGAAGAGGACAGAUGGAGAGGCGGAGGGUGGGAGUCCCGCAGAGGUCACACCUUCUACCUCUGGGACGCAAGACGAACAUGGAAAUGAAGGACAGGAAGAAAAGAAGACAAAACGGGCUUCCAGGAGACAGAUUGCAUAUCUAGAGAACCUUUUGAAGGUGUACAAUGAUGAGAUUAAGCGUCUGCAAGAGAGAGAGCUCAGUGUGGACGACUUGGAGGAGGAGGACUCAAGCUACAUCCAAGAGCACAAACUUAAGAGAAAGAUGAUGAAAAUCUACGAUAAGCUCUGUGAGCUGAAGAGCUGUAACUCUUUGACAGGGAGAGUCAUUGAGCAGAGGAUAUCAUACAAAGGGUCUCGCCAUCCUGAAAUUAACAAAAAGAUUGAGCGUUACAUCAACAGCCCAGAGGUCCGGUGGAACCCGCCGGACUACCGCGACAUCCUUCAGCUGGUGCAGCGCUCCAACCAGCGCCACUGCCUGUCACUGAGCCGCAGCCAGUUGUCUCAGAUCGCCCAGGACGCCUUCCAGGAGACCGGCCGCCGCCUGCAAGACCGCCGCCAUCUGGACAUGGUCUACAACUUUGGCUCGCACCUCACAGAUGUCUUCAAGCCCAAUACAGACCCUGCCCUCUCUGACUCCGGCCUGGCCCGUAAGCUGCGGACCAAUCGGGAGGUGGCCAUCUCCAGCCUGGAGGAAGUGAUCACCAAGUUCGCCAUGAAGCAGGGCGACACAGAGGAGGAGGAGAGGAAGAAGCGCCAGAAAGCUAACCAGAAGAAAGAGGAGAAUACAGGCAAAGUAGAGGAGGAGGAAGAAAAGGAGGAGGAAGAAAAGGAGGAAGAAGAAAAAGAGGAUGAGAGUGGUGGUGAUGAAGAGGAAGAGGAAGAUGAGGACGAUGAUGUUUCAUCAGACCCAGACAUUGAAGAAGAGAUACAGGCCAGUAAUUCUCAAGAGGGUGACGAGGAAGAUGAGGGAAAUGAUGAGCCUACAAACGCCAGUGAUGGCGAAAACCAAGGCAGUGAGGACUUGCCUUCAGUCAAAUCUUCUGUUCUGGAUGAGGAAGAGGAGGAGGAGGGUGGUGGGGAGGAGGAAGAAGGCACCAGUGAAAAUGACCAGCAGUCAGUGAGCAGCAGCCACAGAGGUGCGUCCACAGACACCUCCCCACCAGAACAACCUACAACGGAAAAUCCCUCCCCUUCAGACAGCCCGAGCCAAUCGGAGCCCGUCAAAACAAAUCCCCUUGAGGACAGUCAAUGGCGGAGCCCCAUUUCCCCCGCUCAGCCUAUCACAACAAACACAGACUCUCUGCCCCCAUCGCCGGCGGUGGUGUCCACCAACCAGGACUUGUUGUUGACUCCCUGUGACACGAAGGCGACCAAUGGCCACCCUUCUCCCCCGAGUCCAGUAAAAACUGACUCUGCCUGGAGUUCCAGGAAGAGAAGGAAAAGUGUUGAUCUUAUCCCACAGACCACCAGCAGCAAGCGUCACAAAGCCAACAGCAUGAGUGGCAGUGAAAGCGACAUCCCUCUGGAUAUGGGCGUGGCCAGCAGCCCCCUCCAAGCAGACUCCACCCGAGCAGACUCACCCACCCAGGAAACGGUGAGCAGUUCCCAGAUGACCCCACCUCCAAAGGCAAAUAAGAUUGAUGCAGCCACCCAGUGUGACCCGGAAGAAGUUAUUGUUCUGUCAGACUCUGACUGAUGAUCACCCGUCUGGUGUUGCAAGAUGCAAGCAAUGGAUCCCUUAUCCUUCCCUUCUUGCCCUCUACCCCUAGCACCUGUUGGAAAAGACACUUGAGCAUUUUUGCUGGACGAUCCUGUAAUCACCUGUAGAGCUGAUGCACCUGUGCAGGCCUUACCUGAGGUGCCUCUGGUACACACUACCUUUUCGGGUGAAGAAUUGUUUACAACUCACCUGCUGCUGGGCUGGGCUCAGAGCAGGAUUGAGCCAUUGUCAUUCAGGGUUUAGUCCAUUUUAACUGUAUUAGUCCUUUUAGUUAUUUUUAAGUUUUGUCAUUAAAUUAAUUAACUUGUCUGAGGGCACUUCUUCAGGAGGUAUGGCUUCCUCCAGCAGUCAUGGUGCUUUUCCUGCAUGCUUCAAUAAAUUGCAACAUAUUUUGUUGCACAACUGAUGGAGUUGAUGUCUGGAAGUGCAUGUGUGGUGCUUAGCAAUCAUCUUACAGGAGGGUGCCACAACUGACCAAUAUGGAGUAUUUGAUUUUUUGUUUUCUGCUGUACAAGCACAACUGCAUUUGUAGUCACAACACUCAGGGAUACAUUGUUUUUCCUGGCAAACUACUUGGAAAUGUAUUUUACAUGUUGUACAUUGUGAAGUAUUUGUCACGGUGGGAAAGUGACAGUAUGACUAUCCUAUCAAGCCAUCUCCACUUGAGGAUGGGAUCUGUCUAUUCAGUGUAGUCCAUUCCCUAAUUUCGAACAGGUUGUCCACCAGUGUGUAGUCUUUAAAAAAACAACAACAACAAAAAGGUGCAAAGGUCACAUUGGACCCCACCAUGCGUGGUAUAGGAAGUAUAGUCUUUAAGAGAUGGAUACGAAAAGUCCGAAAAUCGGCACGUUUUUACCAGAAGACGUCUUAAAUGGAGAAUGCAAAUGGCACACAAAUGCCUCGGUGCUUGAGAAAAAGGGGAUUUUUGAAGAUGUCCACGUUUUGCUGUCUCCCAUACAAUCUCGCCGUUUGAAAAUCUAGCCAAGUAUGUCUUUUCCUCUUAAAGGCAGCACUGCUUUUUUUAACCCAGCUUUCACUAUAGCUUUUUCAAUCCAGACCUUCUGAUUGCCAUCAAUGUGAAGAUCAUUUAAUCAAAAGAAGUUUUCAAGCUCUGAAACUUGGAAAAAGGGCAGUGUUGCACACGAUAAGCAGUCACACUGGGUGCCUGCUGAGCCAAGGCACAGCAGCUCAAGACAAGGGACCGUAUGAGCACUUUGAUUUGCAUAUGCCACUCGAACGGUAAACUUUUAUUUAAUGUUUGUGUUUUUUAGAUGCAAGUUUUUUUUUUUAAAUCUGAUUUUCAAUAAACCAUUCUUUUUACA